AUGCACCCCACAUUCCUCUCGGCUUCUCUCUUCAACCAAACGGAAGUGAGUGCAGCAACCUCAAUAUGCUGCUACUGGGCUCGAUGUUCUAUCUGGUUCUGUGCAUCGGCGCAGUCAAAGGUCAAGCACGGAAUUGUGAGUCAAUCUGAUCAGGAGGCCGUUUCACGAGCGUCGCGCCCGAUCGUCGAUUUGAAAGCCGGGAUUGCGAACGGAACGUGGGGUCGCGCAUUCAGCACGUGCUUUCCGCGCAGCUCACCGAGUACCAGAUCCCCCGAACAUGAUACCAAAGCACCGCUGACCGAUGUUGAUGCCCCAAAACACCCACCUGCAGAUGCACCCCAACGCGUCGUAUGUCCUUCCGGUCCCUUAGUGACGAGCACGGGCUCUCCCCUUGACGCCACCCAGGUUCUCGAGAACCGUGAAGCCGAUUAUCAAGCCAAGCGAGGGAGGAAAGCAGCCGUGGAGUACCUCAAAUAUCUAGGCUCUGGGCGGGACAUCGGGUACACGGCCCGGCAGAUCCUCGAUAGCACAGGAGCCAAGGCUGUGGGUAACUUGAGGGCUCGGACCGAAGAUAGUAGCCACAGUAGAGAUUAAUGAUCCCCUCGAGUUGCUGUCUGAAUGCUAGGGGUACCGCAUGCUCGGGCGGUGGACUUCGAGCGAGCCUGUACUGCGCCGGUACCCUCUCGGCGCUCGACAAUCGUUACGGGACGUACAUAGCCCCCGUCCUCCAACUGUCGGCCUACAUGACGGGCCUCUCCGGCGGCUCAUGGGCCAUCACCUCACUCGCUACGUCUAACUUGGGUCCCACGAGUAUCUACGACAUCGUCAUGGGAAGGAAUGGAGCGCCCGGCUGGAAGCUGGACUUGAACUUGAUUUUCCCCUCGCUUUGGCAUCUCCUUCCUUUCAACAUCAACAUCAUCCGUGACUUGUCUGCCAAAACCCACGCCGGCUUUUCUGUGACUCUCAUUGAUUAAUGGGGUAAAAACUGGCUGAAGUGUGUAGCGUCGCUCUCAGGAUGUGCUGAAAACCGUUCCCAAUCACUCGCAGGUCGCUUGCUUGGCCAUCACUUUCUGCCGGGUACAACGCGUGCUAGCUUCUUCAGCUCGACCGCACCGAACGACAAUGUAAGCCUCCUGAACAAAUCUGAUCAACAUUUGCAUCUGAGACACCAGCUUCUGUCCGUAUCGAUUGCAGGGUCUCUUAUUCGAUGCCAUCAAAUCGACCAGCAAAUUCAGGGCGUUUGAGAUGCCAUACCCCAUCGUCGUCACCACCUCCCGCGUCAAGGCCUGGGACCAGUUCAAAGUCUUCGGCGAUUACAUUCCCAUGAAGAACACGGUGAGGAUCUACCCGAUGUCCGCUUAGCAAACAGGCUAUUCUCUAAAGUCCUGCCGCUGAGUCCCCAACCCGGGCAUCUUCCGCGCAGAUUUUUGAAAUCAGCCCCUACUCCUUCGGAUCAUACGACCCCUCCCUUUCUGCCCACAUUCCGACCGAAUACAUGGGGAGUGACGCGGAAGGAGGCAAAACCAGAGGGGGCCGCACCUGCGUCAACGGUUUCGAUUCCGCGAGUUUUAUCAUGGGCUGCAGCGCGGGAUUGUUCACCGCCAUUGAGAGCAUGCUCCGGCCGGACACGAGAAUGUUCAGCAAGAUCCUUGAAUUUAUCCACUGGGCCACGCGCGGCGACAAACAAGAGGACUUCUUGACUUCCAGAGGUCAGUCCGGUGUCCACAGUGCUGCUCAGUGAUUCCAAAGUCAAGCUCACUGUGAGUCUGCGGCAUCCCGCGGCUGGCAUGCGCCUCCUGUCGGAUGUAGUCCCCAACACCUUUCACGGCUACAACCCUCGUCUCAGGGGGUCCCGCGAGUUUGAAAGCGCAGAGAAUCACCACCUGUACCUUACUGACGGAGGAAUGAAGUGAGUCUUGAACCCCACCCGGCCUACGGAACGCGAGCCUGCGGAAGACUCGAUCCUCACCGUAUUCCUGCUCCUAGCGGCGAAAACAUCCCUUUGGCACCCCUUCUCGUCAAAGCGCGCCGACUCGACACCAUCUUUGCGAUCGAUGCCUCGCACGAUACUAAAAAGUCAUGGCCGAACGGCGAGUCCCUACAUCGGACAUGGGAACGUAUUCGCCUCACAGCGAACGGGUACACUGACUUCCCGCCUGUGCCUCCAACGCCAUUUCACUUUGUGGCAUGGGGGUUGACGACGAGGCCCGUGUUUUUCGGGUGCGAGGUCAGAGAUGCGCAUGUUAACCAACCUGGGAGCUGUGAGUGUAGCCCCGCUUUCGGACGGCAAACUAGUGCAGACAAGCUGAUCCUCUUUCUCCUUUUGUCUUACAGACCCCAUCAUAAUCUACCUGCCCAACGCCCCCGUCCAGCACUCGCGCUACUCGACCAACACCGCAACGAUGCAAAUGGCGUACUCCAACUCGGACACCGAGGCCUUCCUCGCUAACGCCCACAUGAACGCGAUGAAAGGAUACCCCAUGGGUAAUGCGGGCUCGGAUCCGCACUACAGGACAGCUUUGAAAUGCGCAAUCGUGGAUCGGGCGCGACAGAGGGCGAGCUUGAAGAGGUCUCGGAUCUGUGCGGCCAUGUUAGCGCGAUGUAAGUGGACAGGCGAAGAAGAGGCUGAGCCUGACCUGUGGGACCGGAAGCAAUCCACUGGACGCUGA
Messenger RNA from Microbotryum saponariae, 2669 nucleotides. Lineage: Eukaryota; Fungi; Basidiomycota; Microbotryomycetes; Microbotryales; Microbotryaceae. The record is from the annotation of a GenBank genome assembly.